AAUCGCGUAAACGUUAAAAUUCGAUUAGUCGCGCAGAUUAGUCAUUGUUGUGAUUUUCCGCAGUUCGGAGAAUUUUUCAAAAUAGUUUCCACCGCUGAUUGCUGAUUCCAGAAUUACGGAAAACGAUGGCCUCCAACCUACCGGAAGUACCCGCAUCGUUGAAAGCAAUCGGACACUACCUGAAGACGGCCCAGGAGCAUGACAGCCGCGAUCCGAUCGUCAGCUACUGGUGUCGACUGUACGCCCUACAGCUGGGAAUGAAAAUCAAUAGUCAGGGAGCGGAGGAACGGAAGUUUUUGAUUUACGUUAUGGAUUGGCUGGAGACGACAAAGAAAGCUAAUGCUGAUAACGAUUGUAUCUUGCACGAAGUGGCCGCGCAAGCCUAUCUGGAAAACUACGCGCUGAGGUUGUUUUUGUACGCGGACAAGCAGGAUCGGGCGGGUAAUUUCGGGAAGAAUGUUGUGAAGGCUUUCUAUACGGCUGGGAUGCUGUACGAUGUGAUGCAAACAUUCGGAGAGCUGACGGAAGAAGUUACCCAGAAUAGGAAGUACGCGAAGUGGAAGGCGUCCUACAUACAUAACUGUUUGAAGAAUGGAGAAACUCCGGUUCCUGGCCCGAUGAAGACCGACGAGGAUACCGAGCUGGACAAUGAACUGGCCGGGCUGGGACCGGGACCUUCCGGACGAAGUGAUGAGCCGAUGGCUGGUCCGAGUAAUACUCAACCGCAGGCACCCUAUCCGACGAUGGGAUUCCAAAGUUGGCCACAACCAGGACAAGGAGGAGAACAACCACCGGCACAGAUUCCAUCCGGUCCGCCUUCUGGGCCGACCAAUUUCGUUACCAACGAUCCUUUCAGCAAUGUGAAAGCACCAACGCCACCAAGUGAACCGGAGAAACCACCGGGAGGAUUCCAGCCAUACACGGGCCCAGCGGCGACCAGUGAUGUUCCGGAACCGGUUGUGAAUGUCGCCACCGGAGUGCAGUUGACGUCGGAUCAGUUGACUAAAGCCCAGAAGUAUUGCAAAUGGGCAGGAAGUGCACUUAACUACGAGGACGUUAAGACGGCAAUCGAUAAUCUGCAGAAGGCGCUACGAUUGCUGCAAACUGGUCAAGAUAGUUAAGGAUAUUGAGUUUUUUGAUUGACGCAUAUAGCAGAUUCUCGUCAUUCGCCGUUAUUAUAAAUGUUAGUAUUUAGGAAUGCAAGAAUGUUCAUACGCAACGCUUUUUGGGCUUUCAAUAAAGAUUAUUUACUCACCUGA
Molecule: messenger RNA, 1259 nt
Organism: Aedes albopictus (Asian tiger mosquito)
Lineage: Eukaryota; Metazoa; Arthropoda; Insecta; Diptera; Culicidae
Gene: Vta1
Product: vacuolar protein sorting-associated protein VTA1 homolog
Exons: 1
Coding region: 126-1121 (331 amino acids)
Biological process (GO): late endosome to vacuole transport via multivesicular body sorting pathway
Cellular component (GO): multivesicular body
Source: RefSeq, a predicted model, not a curated record